GGGAUGUGGAGCUCACAGACCUCCAGCUCAGACCGGAAGCUCUGGCUGGACUCGAUCUUCCUAUUGAGGUCAAGGCAGGCUAUGUAGGGCAUCUGAAGAUAGACAUACCAUGGACCGAGCUGUUUACUGCAGACAUCCAUGUGGCCAUUGAGGAUGUAUUUGUCCUGGCUGGGCCAAUCACAGACAGGCAGUAUGAUGCAGCUAAAGAAAAACUGCUUCAGAAUGCUAUUAAAAGACAGUUGCUGGAAUCCAUUGAGCAGUCAGCUAUAGAAGAGUUUGUGAGUAAAGCAGCUGAUAGCCCAACUUUACUAGAGAAACUCUCCACGAACUUGCUCAGCAGAUUGCAGAUCUCCAUACGUCACAUUCAUGUGAGAUACGAAGACACUGUAACCAAUGGAGACCAUGCUUUUGCAUGUGGGAUCAUGCUGAAACAGCUGCUGAUAUGUUCAACAGAUGCUCGCUGGCAGCCACGGGGGACAGAUGUUAUCCCAAACAUGAUGCAUAAGAUGCUGAAACUGGAUGAACUAUCUGCUUAUUGGAAUCCAUAUGUACCAGAACAACAUUUGCUAAAAUCAAGAUUAAACACUGAUGGAUGGAAGAAUGUUCUCAGGAUUUCCAUUGACUCUCAUACAAUUUUUGAAGAGGAACUUGAUUUUAUUAUGCAACCAGCAGCAGCUCAAGCCAGACUCAUCAUCAACUCUGAUACAGGCUUCACUCUGCCUAAGUUCUUCAUGGAUUUCACCAUAGAGGAAGUCGAGGUCAUGCUGUCAAGACAACAGUUUCUGAACCUUAUCACUCUCAGUGACUCAUUCCAACUGAUGAGGAUUAACCAGCGUUACCGUAAAUACCAUCCUAAUAUCAGCCUCAAAGUCAGCCCUCGGUCGUGGUGGAUGUAUGCAUAUGAUGCUAUUUUGGAAGAAAUCAUACGUCCUUUCUCUUGGGCAAGAAUUAAAGAACACAGAACACGAUUCAGGAAGUACAGAAACAUGUACAAGACCUACUUAGAUGACCCAGAGAAUAAAUCUAUUCUAGACAAACUGAAGGAGAUGGAGGACUCACUGGAUGUCACAAACAUACUCAUAGCAAGAGAACAGGCUAAACUGGAGUUGACCAGAGAAGCUCCAGAACGAGCAAGGAAAAAAGUGAAGAAAAGUUCUGGUUGGUUCAGUUCAUGGUUCCAGGGUGAGGAAGAAGAAGAAGUGACUGUCGAGGUGGAUACAAAUAAACCAAAGGAUUGGCUGUACAACCUAACGGUUGAAGAGAAGAAAAAACUGUAUGCAGGCAUUGGAUACGAUGAAAAUGCUAAUUUUGUGUCCUACCCAAAAAAGUAUGUUGCCUCCAAGAUACAAAUCAUUUUGAAAAGAUGCUGUGUGUCCAUGGUCAACUACAGCAAAAAGAUUCUCCAAGUCUCUGUGACACACUUUCUGUCCACAUUUGAACACAGACCAGGAAAUAAUGCUUUUGUAUGUUUUCCGAGUAGGAUUUCUUGCAACACAGAAAGCUUUGCUAUAGAAGGAGCUUCCAUAGAGCAUGAACUUAUACCCAUCCUGACAUCUGAUAUUGGUGUUUAUGCUCCAUCAGUUAACCAAGUCUUCACAUUGGACUUUGAGUCAAAGCCUCUCUACACAGACGCAGAUUACUCACUGUCACUCAAUGUACAGCCAGUGGAGAUUGUCUAUGAUGAGCAUUCCAUAUCAGAAGUGGCUGCAUUUUUCCAACUGCCGCAUGGAGGAUUUGACAUCAGAACAACUGCUGUAGAAACCUUGACCAGUGUUGCUAAAGUCAGCAGGGCAGGCUUGCAGAAUGCAAUACAGUCACACACGACAAUCCAUAUGGCUCUGAACAUGAGAUCUCCAUACAUUGUUAUUCCAGAGUUUGGAACCUUGCACAGGGGAGGUAAUGUGCUUAUCAUUGACUUGGGUACCUUACGGAUUGAGAGUGAGUUACAGCCUAAAGAUGUGUCCUUGGAGAUUAAUCGUGUUGAUAGUUAUGAUCAAAGAAUGUUUGCUGUUAAUAAUUUGUAUCAAUCUGAACAGAUGAAG
Molecule: messenger RNA, 2042 nt
Organism: Candidula unifasciata
Lineage: Eukaryota; Metazoa; Mollusca; Gastropoda; Stylommatophora; Geomitridae
Source: the annotation of a GenBank genome assembly